This is a messenger RNA of Sorghum bicolor (sorghum), 1536 nucleotides long. RefSeq names its product probable WRKY transcription factor 48. Lineage: Eukaryota; Viridiplantae; Streptophyta; Magnoliopsida; Poales; Poaceae. The coding region runs from base 230 to 1225 and encodes 331 amino acids. Gene Ontology annotation, biological process: regulation of DNA-templated transcription. The record is from RefSeq and is a predicted model, not a curated record. Gene Ontology annotation, molecular function: DNA-binding transcription factor activity; sequence-specific DNA binding. The transcript has 4 exons.
ACACUAAAAAUCCACCACUCCCCAGUCCCCAGACCCAGCAGCACGCCGCUACAAAGGCACGCGAGCACAAGCAAAGCAAACCCUCGCUCGCAGACCUCUAGCGUAGCGAGCUUCUUGCUAUCCAAGCCAGUGACACACAAGUGACAAAGAGAGUACUCGCUCGAUCGCGCGACGCGCCGCGCAGCUAGCAAGCUACGGAGCUAAGAGAUCGCAUCGGUGCUAGCUUCCCAUGGCCGGCGCCGCCGGCGACAGAUCGGAGGACGUCGGCGCCGACUGGCCAUUCGGUGGCGGCGCCGCCGACGCCUUCACGGAGUACUCGUCCGUGUUCGCGGAGCUCGGCUGGCCGGGCGGCCUUCUAGCCAGCGGGGAGCUCCCGGUGCUGGAUCUGCCCGACCCAGCAGCACCGCUGCCGUCGUCGUCGCAGCUGCUGUCCAUAGAGCCGUCGGAGGACCCGGCGCCCGCCCGGUCGGGCGACGCCGGCGCGUCGUCGAGCUCGAGCGGGGACGGCGACGGCGCCGCGCCGGGCAACGACGACGACGAUCGGAAGGCGGCGCCGGCCGCCGAGGCAGCGGGUAGGAAGCCGGCGGCGGCGACGGCGAAGAAGGGGCAGAAGCGGCCGCGACAGCCGCGGUUCGCGUUCAUGACAAAGAGCGAGAUCGAUCACCUCGAGGACGGCUACAGAUGGAGGAAGUAUGGCCAGAAAGCUGUCAAGAACAGCCCUUUCCCAAGGAGUUACUACAGAUGCACCAACAGCAAAUGCACGGUGAAGAAGCGCGUGGAGCGGUCCUCCACCGAUCCCUCCGUGGUCAUCACCACCUACGAGGGCCAGCACUGCCACCACAUUGGUCCAUUCCAACGCGGCGGCGGCGGCGGCGGCGGAGGCGCAGCCACGGCGCGCUACCACAGCGCGGCGGCCGUGGCACUAGCGGAGCAAAUGUCUUCAUCGUCGUCGUUCAUCCCAGCGCGGCAGCUCUACAGCUUGCCGCCGUUGCACCCACCACAGAGCUCCCUGUCCUCAGAAGCCGUCGUUAGCUCGGCGGCGACUACAUCUUUUCAUCAGCAUGUUAACGACGGCGACGAGCUGCGGCAGGCUAGCUACAGCUCGAGGGUGUCCAUGGCGCAGUCGCCAUCAACUCCAUCGUCGGUGCCUCCGGCCAUUUCAGUUGAGAAGGCCGGGCUACUGGACGAUAUGGUGCCCCAUGGUGUGAGGCAUGGAACACCAUGAUGAUGCCAAUAUGCAUGACUAUCUGAAGUCACCUCUCGCAGGUCGGCACUACCAGGAAGGCAGAGAUGAAGUGAUCAACCAGCUAGCUAGGGUUUUCUCCUGCUGGAUUCAUCAGUAGUUAAAUUUAUAUCUACAUCAUCUUGUAGCUAGAGAGUAUGUAUAUAUACUCUGCUCAUUUGUCCCAGAUUUGCUCAUGGUCAAUGGCACUCUCCAAUGGACCUGCAGGUGGAUGCAUGUAUAACAGUACUUCUACUUUUCAUGGCGAAUUUUUUAUGCCAGAUUAACUUAUGUCUAGUUAUUACAUGGCGCUA